Messenger RNA from Dictyostelium discoideum AX4, 999 nucleotides. RefSeq lists its product as hypothetical. Bases 1 to 999 code for a protein of 332 amino acids. The transcript has 2 exons. Lineage: Eukaryota; Evosea; Eumycetozoa; Dictyosteliales; Dictyosteliaceae. The record is from RefSeq and is a predicted model, not a curated record.
AUGAAAUUAAUAAUUCAACUAAUAAUUUUAAUUUUAACAAUUAAACAAUGUUUGGCAUUUGAAAAAUUAUUUGUAAAUUUAGUACCAUACCAAACAUCAAGUUGUUCAAAAGGUGGUGCCCAAUCAAGUGGUAUUGGUUUUAGUGGAAUUAUUGAUACAUGUUUAACAAUUGAUGCUUUAAGUAAUUUUAAAUUUACUGUGGGUUCAAAUAAAAUGAUUACUUGGUCAACUUAUAAAGCAAAGAAUGUUUCAGAAGUAACUUGUACAACUGAUAAUCAAGUUUCAUCAACAACUACUCCAAUAGGUUCAUGUGUUGCUAGUAAAUCAUUUGAUAUUGAUUCUGAUCUUAUGCCAGUUAAUCCAUUCUUUUAUGAAGUUUCAGUAUCUGUUACUCCAUUAAUUCAAGAUAAUUCAGUUGUUAAUAUGUUUAUGAGUGGUGAAAGUUGUACUUCAGAUAAUGCUUUAAUUGUUGAAUAUAUUACCGUUGGUACAUUUGUAUUAUCUCAACAAGAUAGUGGUAUAUUUGAAUAUAUUUGUUCGAAUGGUGUACCUGAAAUUGUUGCUUGUGAUUCACAUAAAAAAAAUUGUAAAGCUCCAACCAAUGCUGCAUUGGACUGUUAUAAUAUUUCCCCAUUCUUUAAUGGUUCAUCAUUUGAAUUACCAUGUUCUUCUGGUUCACAACAAGGUUCAGAAAGUUGUGCACCUUUACCUUUUUCAGGUUCUAGUGCUGGUGCUAGUUCGGGUGCAGUAUCAAGUGGCUCAGGUUUUUCAUCUGGUUUUGUUUCACCAUCAAUGAAAACAUCUGGUUCAACAGGUGCAUAUACCAAUUAUAUUGCUAAUAGUGAUACAACUACUGGAAAUAGUUAUCAAGAAUAUAAUAAUUUAAAUUCAAUGAAUCCAAUUGUUUUGUCCUAUUUAACAACUUAUUGUUCAAGCAAUGGUCUUGAUUCACUAAAAUCACCAAAAUCAUCUUUAUCAUUAACUAGGCCUAGUUACUGA